UCUCUCUCUCUCUCUCUCUCUCUCUCUCCACAGAACUGAGUGACCCACAUGCACUGGUGGUUCUCCACAAUGACAUCGUUGUUGUGGACCUACUCUCCCCCAGCUACCCCUGUUUUGAGAACCCCUAUUGAAGGGAUACACACGAGUCACCUGUCACCGGCUGUACACACCUGGCUGACUGCCCUGCUGACCUCAACCCUGCCCUCUACUUAGCUGGGGCCAGGGGAGGGGGGCACAGGAAGCAGGGUUUCUCUGAGAAGGAGUGGCCAAUCUCUGGGAGGGAGUGGGACAGCACCUCUUGCCCCUACCCUGAAAUGACCUUGACUGGACAUGUGGAUGGGUCAAUAAAAUUCUGGGAUGUCUCUUCUGUGGGACUCCAGAUUCUUUACAAUUUGAAGACUGCAAACGUAUGGCCUGUUCCAGUUCACUUGAGUCCAUCCCAGCCUCCCCAACUGCAUCCCAGCCACCCCAGUACAUCCCAGCCUCUCCCAGUGCAUCCCAGUCAUCCCCAGUUCAUCCCCAGCCUCUCCCAGUGCAUCUCAGCCACUCUUGGUGCAUCCCAGCCUCUCCCAGUGCAUUUCAGCCUCUCCCAAUCCAUCCCAGCCUCCCUCAGAGCAUCCCAGCCUCCCUCAGUGCAUCCCAGCCUCUUCCAGUCCAUCCCAACCUCUCCCAGUGCAUCUCAACCACUCUUGGUGCAGCCCAGCCUCUCCCAGUCCAUCCCAGCUUCUCCCAGUGCAUCUCAGCCACUCUUGGUGCAUCCCAGCUUCUCCCAGUGCAUCUCAGCCUCUCCCAAUCCAUUCCAGCCUCCCUCAGAGCAUCCCAGCCUCCCUCAGUGCAUCUCAGCCUCCUUCAGUGCAUCCCAGCCUCUUCCAGUGCAUCCCAACCUCUCCCAGUGCAUCUCAGCCUCUCCCAGUGCAUCUCAGCCUCUCCCAGUGCAUCCCAGCCUCUCCUAGUCCAUCUCAGCCUCUCCCAGUGCAUCUCAGCCUCUCCCAGUGCAUCCCAACCUCUCCUAGUCCAUCUCAGCCUCUCCCAGUGCAUCUCAGCCUCUCCCAGUGCAUCCCAGCCUCUCCUAGUCCAUCUCAGCCUCUCCCAGUGCAUCUCAGCCUCUCUCUGUGCAUCCCAGCCUCUUCCAGUGCAUCCUAGCAUUUCUCAAUGCAUCCCAGCCACCCUUAGUCCAUCCCACCCUCUCCUAGUGCACCUGUCUCUCCCAGUGCAUCCCAUCCUCUUCCAGUGCAUCCCAGCCUUUCUCAGUCCAUCCUAACCUCUCCCACUGCAUCACAGCCUCUCCCACUGUAUCCCAGCCUCCCCCAGUGCAUCCCAGUCUCUCCCAGUGCAUCCCAGUCUCUCCCAAUGUAUCCCAGCUUCUCCCAGUCCAUCCCAGCCUCUCCCAGUGCAUUCCAGCUUCCUCCAGUGCAUCCCAGCCUCUCCCAGUGCAUCCCUGCCACUCCCAGUGCAUCGCAGCCUCUGCCAGUGCAUCCCAGGCUCUCCCAGUGCAUCUCAGCCUCUCCCAGUACAUCCCAAUCUCUCCCAGUAUAUCCCAGCCUCUCAUAGUGCAUCCCAGCCUCUCCCAUUGCAUCCUAGCCUCACCCAGUGCAUCCCAGCCUCUCCCACUGUAUCCCAGCCUCCCCCAGUGCAUUCCAGUCUCUCCCAGUGCAUCCCAGUCUCCCAGUGUAUCCCAGCUUCUCCCAGUCCAUCCCAGCCUCUCCCAGUGCAUUCCAGCUUCCUCCAGUGCAUCCUUGCCUCUCCCAGUGCAUCCCAGACUCAGUAUAUCUAAAACAAUUAUUCCCUGUAAAAACACUGUAAAUUAUUAUUGUACAGGGGAGUUUCAAUGGGUAACUAAAGUAAAUUCCCCCUAGCAGUACUGAACGUAAUUGUGCGUUACCUCUCAAUAGAAAACAUUUUAUGCAAGUUUCCCUUCUAAUACUCCGAAAUGGCUCUCGUUUUCUUUCCGCCCCGGUAGUUUUAAGGGGAAGCUUCACUAAAUUGAGUAAAUUAUUCCCGUUUUCUUUCCAACUGCCUCGAGGUGCCAGUCAUGAAGUGUAUGAAAGCAGAAACGGGUCUCCAGAAUAUGAUUUUUGCCCAAGAUCUUCCCUUCAGGUGAGUCUGAUGAUGACGAUGAUACUAUUACUGCUGCUGCUGCUGCUGCUGCUGCUACAACAACUACUACUACUACUACUACUACUACUACUACUACUACUACUACUACUACUACUAUCUUUGCAGACCUCUUUGGACUAUUUCGUGUCCAUCCAUGUCAGAGCAGGACCGCAAAGAAGACCGGCUGGCUGGCUACCGGGUGAGAGAGAGAGA
This is a messenger RNA of Scylla paramamosain (green mud crab), 2310 nucleotides long. Its product is annotated as protein PRRC2C-like. The record is from RefSeq and is a predicted model, not a curated record. Lineage: Eukaryota; Metazoa; Arthropoda; Malacostraca; Decapoda; Portunidae. The coding region runs from base 410 to 1261 and encodes 283 amino acids. The transcript is spliced from 2 exons.